This is a messenger RNA of Sorex fumeus (smoky shrew), 3701 nucleotides long. It is a transcript of the gene PPP1R9B, whose product is annotated as protein phosphatase 1 regulatory subunit 9B. Gene Ontology annotation, molecular function: actin filament binding. Bases 104 to 2647 code for a protein of 847 amino acids. The record is from RefSeq and is a predicted model, not a curated record. Lineage: Eukaryota; Metazoa; Chordata; Mammalia; Eulipotyphla; Soricidae. The transcript has 10 exons. Gene Ontology annotation, cellular component: actin cytoskeleton; cytoplasm; postsynaptic density. Gene Ontology annotation, biological process: neuron projection development; actin filament organization; calcium-mediated signaling.
UCUUAUUUUUUGGGGGGGAGGGGGCGGUGGUCCCGACUUGGCCGGCCGCCGGGUGGACGGGGGGAGCGGGCCGCGGGGGGAUGCGAACCCGGCUCCCCCCAUCAUGAUGAAGACGGAGCCGCGGGGGCCCGGGGGUCCCCUCCGGAGCGCCUCCCCGCACCGCAGCGCCUACGAGGCGGGCAUCCAGGCGCUGAAGCCGCCCGACGCGCCGGGGCCCCCCGACGAGGCGCCCAAGGCGGCCCACCACAAGAAAUAUGGCUCCAACGUCCACCGCAUCAAAAGUAUGUUCCUGCAGAUGGGCACGCCGGCGGGCCCGCCGGGCGAGGCGGGCGGCGGCGGCGGCGGCGUUGGGGGCGCUGGGGGCGCGGGUGCCCCCGAGGCCCCGCGGGCUUCCGAGCGCGGCGGCGGCGUGCGCCUGUCGCUGCCGCGGGCCAGCAGCCUCAACGAGAACGUGGACCACAGCGCCCUGCUCAAGCUGGGCACCAGCGUGUCGGAGCGCGUGAGCCGCUUCGACUCCAAGCCCGCGCCCUCGGCGCAGCCCGCGCCGCCGCCGCACCCGCCGUCGCGGCUGCAGGAGACGCGGAAGCUGUUCGAGCGCAGCGGGCCCGCGGCGGCGGGUGCGGCGGGCGCGGGUGCGGGCGGCGAGCGCGAGGCGGCGGCGCGGCGGCUGCUGCGGCAGGAGCGCGCCGGCCUGCAGGACCGGAAGCUGGACGUGGUGGUGCGCUUCAACGGCAGCACCGAGGCGCUGGACAAGCUGGACGCCGACGCCGUGUCGCCCACCGUCAGCCAGCUCAGCGCCGUCUUCGAGAAGGCCGACGCGCGCACGGGCCUCCACCGCGGCCCGGGCCUCCCCCGGGGGGCGGCCGGCGGGCCCCAGGUCAACUCCAAGCUGGUCAGCAAGCGGUCCCGGGUGUUCCAGCCGCCGCCGCCGCCGCCGCCGCCGCCCGCCCCGUCGGGGGAUGCCCCGGCCGCCGAGAAGGAGCGCGGCCCCGCGGGCCCGCAGCCCGCGCAGCAGCACCGAGUGGCCCCUGCCCGCCCCCCGCCCAAGCCCCGGGAGGUGCGCAAGAUCAAGCCCGUGGAGGUGGAGGAGAGCGGGGAGUCGGAGGCCGAGGCGGCAGCGGCGGCGCCCGGGGAAGUGAUCCAGGCGGAGGUGACGGUCCACGCGGCCCUGGAGAACGGCAGCGCCUUGGCAACCGCCGCCGCCGGCAGCCCCGCGGCGCCCCAGGAGCCCCACCAGGUCCCGGCGGCCCCCCUGGAGGCGGCGGCCGCGGCGCCCGAGAGAGGGCUGGGCAACGGUCGGGCCCCGGACGUGGCCCCCGAGGAGGCGGACGAGUCCAGGAAGGAGGACUUCUCGGAGGCGGACCUGGUGGACGUGAGCGCCUACAGCGGGCUCGGGGAGGACUCCGGGGGCAGUGCCCUGGAGGAGGACGACGACGAGGACGACGACGAGGAUGGGGAGGCCCCCUACGAGCCCGAGUCCAGCUGCGUGGAGAUCCCCGGGCUGUCGGAGGAAGAGGACCCGGCCCCGAGCCGGAAGAUCCAUUUCAGCACGGCUCCCAUCCAAGUAUUCAGCACCUACUCCAAUGAGGACUAUGACCGGCGCAACGAGGACGUGGACCCCAUGGCGGCGUCCGCCGAGUAUGAGCUGGAGAAGCGGGUGGAGAGGCUGGAGCUGUUCCCCGUGGAGCUGGAGAAAGACUCGGAGGGCCUGGGCAUCAGCAUCAUCGGCAUGGGUGCGGGGGCAGACAUGGGCCUCGAGAAGCUGGGCAUCUUCGUGAAGACCGUGACUGAAGGAGGCGCUGCCCACCGCGAUGGCAGGAUCCAGGUGAAUGACCUCCUGGUAGAAGUGGAUGGGACAAGUCUGGUGGGAGUGACACAGAGCUUCGCGGCCUCCGUGCUCCGGAACACCAAGGGCCGCGUGCGGUUCAUGAUUGGCAGAGAACGGCCAGGCGAGCAGAGUGAGGUGGCCCAGCUAAUUCAGCAGACUCUGGAGCAGGAGCGAUGGCAGCGGGAGAUGAUGGAGCAGCGGUAUGCCCAGUAUGGGGAGGAUGACGAGGAGACAGGAGAGUAUGCCACCGAUGAGGACGAGGAGUUGAGCCCCACCUUUCCCGGAGGCGAGAUGGCCAUCGAGGUGUUUGAGCUGGCAGAGAACGAGGACGCCCUGUCCCCGGUGGACAUGGAGCCAGAGAAGCUGGUGCACAAGUUCAAGGAGCUCCAGAUCAAGCACGCCGUGACGGAGGCAGAGAUCCAGCAGCUGAAGAGAAAGCUGCAGAGCCUUGAGCAGGAAAAGGGCCGGUGGCGGGUAGAGAAGGCGCAGCUGGAGCAGAGCGUGGAGGAGAACAAGGAGCGCAUGGAGAAGCUGGAGGGCUACUGGGGCGAGGCCCAGAGCCUGUGCCAGGCUGUGGACGAGCACCUGCGGGAGACGCAGGCCCAGUACCAGGCCCUGGAGCGCAAGUACAGUAAAGCCAAGCGCCUCAUCAAGGACUACCAGCAGAAGGAGAUUGAGUUCCUGAAAAAGGAGACGGCCCAGCGCCGGGUGCUGGAGGAGUCGGAGCUGGCAAGGAAGGAGGAGAUGGACAAGCUCCUGGACAAGAUCUCAGAACUGGAAGGAAGCCUGCAAACGUUGCGGAAUUCCAAUUCCACUUAACAGGAAGCACUCCUAGACUGGACAUCAGGAGUUCCCUCCCUCUGUCCUCCCUCCCCUGUCCUCAACACCCCACCCCACCCCUGCCAGCCUGGGGACAGGUGCCCCGACACCCCCUCCCCCGCCCCCCAGCUUCAGGGACCAGCAGGCCUAGCACAGGCCCCUUCAAGCGGGCGACUGCUCGGAAAGCUCCGCUUCCGGGCAGGCUGCCGAGGGCUGGCCUGGAUGGUGGAUGGACACAAGGACCCGCAGACCAAACUGCCAGACUUGCCAGCCUCCAGCCUUCGACUCUGGACUGGAGGGGGCCGGGCACUCUUCCAGCAUCUCACCGCCUGGACGCUGCUCCUGCCCCUGGGCCUCUGGACUGGAGACGCCCCCUUCUGGGCCCUUUCCCUGCCCCCUUCCCUGUGCUGUGUGUUCAUUCCCACCCUCCUGCUGGAGGGAGCGUCCCCCCCAGAGCCAGGCCCUGCACUGACACUCUUGUAUCCUUCAGGAAAAGGGGAGUGAGAGUAGGAAAGGGGGCGGGGCCUCCAGGACACCUGGUCCCCCACUUCUCCUUUCCCGGGGCAGCAGUCCUCAGUUUUCUCCUUGUGCCUCCCCUCUCCCAGGUGCCAAAUAGCCAUAACCUCCUCCUGAAACUUCUGCGGCCUCUCUGGGGCCCAGGGUCCCUGGUCGAGCCUGUGAACGCCAGGGAGGAGAGGGGGUCAGCUCAGGCUGGUCUCCAUCACAGGGGGGCCGCCCUGCCCUGCGGGGCCACACCUGGAAGCCUUGUACUAACACCAUGACCCAGCCGCACCCCACCCCUGCCACUCUUUUCCCGUGUUUUGACUGGAGGGCAAAAAUUUUACUAGUUCUCAUCUUUUUGGAGACCAGGGCCGCCCUGCUGCAGCCUGCUUUCUAGUGAAAUCGAUUCCGUUUCCCCACUUGAACCCCAAAUUGGGGCUUGGACCAAGGGAGGUGUGACCCCGCCCCAGGUCCCCUCCCCCUUCUGACUCCUCUCCGCGACCCUCCUCUCCUCGCCCCUGCACCGUCUUGGUUUGGGUUCAUUUUUUAAAAA